This is a messenger RNA of Blumeria graminis f. sp. triticale, 684 nucleotides long. The record is from the annotation of a GenBank genome assembly. Lineage: Eukaryota; Fungi; Ascomycota; Leotiomycetes; Helotiales; Erysiphaceae.
AUGGCGGAAACUUCAAACUCCAACGUCGAAGCCUCGAUCAAGUCGGAAGCUCUUUCCACUCAGCAACGGCCGCAGAUUAUUGGUGAUGAUAGUGGUCCUCAAGCACCGUAUCCUCUACGUCUUGAUGGAGUCGUCGUCACUGGAUUCGGUAGAGGUAGCAAAGAGCUCGGCAUCCCGACAGCGAAUCUUCCGACCGACUCUAAGACGACAACGACAUGGAUAGCUACUGCGAAGUCAGGUGUUUAUUUUGGCUGGUGUAGCAUUCGUUUCCCGCUCGGCCAUCCGGCCCUCGAUUUCCCUUCUCGCUUACCUUCAUCGCGGAUCCUUGCGCCAGACUUUCAACCGCCCAAACCUGGCUUCUUCCUCUCGGAGCUAAGUCAACAAGAAGGAUGGCGUCUCUACCCUAUGGUCAUGAGUAUUGGUUACAAUCCCUUCUACAAGAACCAAGUGCGGAGUGCUGAAGUGCAUGUGCUAAAUGGUUUUGAUAAGGACUUUUACGAUAGCCCCAUGCGAGUUAGUCUGCUAGGAUUCAUUCGAGAAGAACGAGAUUACAGCAAUCUAGAGGAAUUGGUGAAAGAUAUCAAGAUUGAUUGCGAGGUUACCGCUCGCAGUCUCUCUCGACGGGAGUGGAAAUUAGCUGGGGACAAAUGGAAGAAAGAAUGUGAUUGGUUAGCUGGCAAGUAG